CUUCGGGAUAUCUGGGGCUGCCCAGGAGCCUGAAUGCUGCCUGCGUACCCCCUGGCUCAUCUGAUGAUUUUGAGACUGUGUCCUUGCACGCCACUUCCCCAAGGGCCCGGUGCAAGGAGCCUUUGGCUGGCAUCCAGAAGGAUGAGCAGAUGGUGAAGCCUUCUGAACACCUGACAGAGCCCAAGGGUGGGAACAAGGCCCCUCCCAGGGCAGCUGCUGCUGCCUUUGACAAGCCCAACACUGUCAGCUAUAGCCAGUCCAGCUUGAUCCACCUGGUGGGGCCUUCGGACUGCACCCUGCAUGGCUUUGUGCACGGAGGUGUCACCAUGAAGCUCAUGGACGAGGUGGCCGGGAUCGUGGCUGCCCGCCACUGCAAGACCAACAUCGUCACAGCCUCAGUGGAUGCCAUUAAUUUCCACGACAAGAUCAGAAAAGGGUGUGUCAUCACCAUUUCUGGGCGCAUGACCUUCACGAGCAACAAGUCCAUGGAGAUCGAGGUCCUAGUGGACGCUGACCCCGUGGUGGACAACUCACAGCAGCGGUACCGGGCUGCCAGUGCCUUCUUCACCUACGUGUCCCUAAGCCAGGAGGGCAGGUCACUGCCUGUGCCCCAGCUGUUGCCUGAGACAGAGGAUGAGAAGAAGCGCUUUGAGGAAGGCAAAGGGCGUUACCUGCAGAUGAAGGCCAAGCGGCAAGGCCAGGCGGAGCCCCAGUCCUAGAUGGCUGCUGGUAGAGACUCAAGCAGUCAGUAAAGGGACCCGGAGCAUGGAAUCCCUUAAGAGUUGCCCCCUUGGCCAGAAACCCAAUUUACGUUGAGAGCUGGUGUUGUGUGAAGUAUUUGUAACGCAGUGUUAACCUCUACUCUGUCCUAAAAACCUAUACACCAAAGCUUAUUUCUGUCAUUCUAGUGUAAAUGCUACACAGUGUUGUCCCCA
This is a messenger RNA of Chrysochloris asiatica (Cape golden mole), 935 nucleotides long. Its product is annotated as cytosolic acyl coenzyme A thioester hydrolase-like. Lineage: Eukaryota; Metazoa; Chordata; Mammalia; Afrosoricida; Chrysochloridae. The record is from RefSeq and is a predicted model, not a curated record. Gene Ontology annotation, molecular function: long-chain fatty acyl-CoA binding. Gene Ontology annotation, cellular component: cytosol; extracellular exosome; nucleoplasm. Gene Ontology annotation, biological process: acyl-CoA metabolic process; palmitic acid biosynthetic process. The annotation marks the transcript as partial. The transcript has 6 exons.